UGUCCGGCCGCCGCGCAUGCGCGCUGGGCUGUACCGGCGCGGCCAUGGCGCACGGGCACGGGCCCGGCCGGUGCCGCUGCUGCGGGGAGGAGGCGGCGGAGCGCGGCGCGGCCUGGGGGCUGUACCUGCGCAUCGACCGGCAGCGCCUGCAGUGCCUCAACGAGCGCCGCGAGGGCUCCGGAGCCACCGUGUUCCGCCCCUGGGAGGAGCGCAGGGAUCGCUCUCAGUUCGUGGAAAGCGAUGAUGACGAGGAGCUGCUCUUCAACAUCCCGUUCACGGGCAGCGUGAAGCUGAAAGGAGUCAUCGUGAUGGGCGAGGACGACGGGACACACCCGGCCGAGAUGAGGCUGUUCAGGAACAUUCCUCACAUGUCCUUUGAUGACACAGCCAAGGAAGCAGAGCAGACCUUCAGCCUGAGCCGGGAUCCCUUGGGAGAGCUGGAAUAUCCCACCAAAAUUGCCCGUUUCUCCAAUGUUUACCACCUCUCCAUGCACUUCCCAAAGAACUUCGGAGCGGAGACAACAAAGAUUUUUUACAUAGGCCUGAAAGGGGAGUGGACGGAGGCUCAUCGCCACGAGGUCACCAUCUGCAACUACGAAGCCUCGGCGAAUCCGGCCGACCACAAGUUGGAACAAAUCACCCCUCAGAGUCACCUCAUCUCCUGACGGGGCUGCCACGAGCCUGCCUGGGGCAGCAGCGGCUCCCGAGGCGCCAGAGCAGCUCCGUGUCCGUGGGACAGACGCGGCGGAGCCGCUGUGGAGGCCCUGCCCGCGGGCAGCGCCGAGCCGUGUGCGGGGCCGGUACCGGCGGUGCCUGACAAUAAACACG
Messenger RNA from Hirundo rustica (Barn swallow), 828 nucleotides. RefSeq names its product PITH domain containing 1 (gene PITHD1). Gene Ontology annotation, cellular component: nucleus. The coding region runs from base 45 to 665 and encodes 206 amino acids. The transcript is spliced from 6 exons. Lineage: Eukaryota; Metazoa; Chordata; Aves; Passeriformes; Hirundinidae. The record is from RefSeq and is a predicted model, not a curated record.